Messenger RNA from Lactuca sativa (garden lettuce), 1326 nucleotides. RefSeq lists its product as uncharacterized. The record is from RefSeq and is a predicted model, not a curated record. NCBI's taxonomy places the organism in Eukaryota, Viridiplantae, Streptophyta, Magnoliopsida, Asterales, Asteraceae.
AUGAAACAAGGUUUAAUUGGAAAUUUUUUUAAAAGGAUAUUGGAUGUUGGUAGUAGUGAUGAAAGUGGUGGAGGAAAAAGACCUCAUCCCCAACCACAACCACAACCACAAUUACAUCAUAUUCCACCUAGUUUUGAUAUUAAUAAUAUUCCUUCAGAUCUGACGGAUAGACCAAGAAUUACAUCAUAUCAUCCAAAUCAAAGAGAUGAAAUAAGGAGAGCAUAUUGGAUUAAAGGACCUUCUCAACCAAAAGUCCAUGAUUUUCCAUCAAUAAAGAUUGGUGGUAAGAACAGACGUUUUGUAAAGGAAUGGUUUGAUGAAUUUAAUUGGUUAGAGUAUAGCAUAAAAGAGAACAAAGCUUAUUGUUUAUGUUGUUGUUUGUUUGGAGACAUUGUGGGGCAACAAGGGGGCAGGGAUGUAUUUGUGACAGGAGGCUUUGACACUUGGAGUAAAAAGAAAUCAUUGAAAGAUCAUGAGGAAAAUGCUCCAAAAAAUGAAAAGUUGACGUCUCCAAAGAUUCAAAAAGAGAUUGUUCAAUGCUUUUCAAAAAAGAUAAUAAAGUCCAUCUGUGAAGAAAUUGGUAAUGAUGUGUUUACCAUAUUAGCAGACGAGUCUAGUGAUGUAUCCAAAAAGGAACAAAUGGCUAUGGUUUUCAAUAACUUGAGUAUAUCUCAGGUAAGAGGGCAAGGAUAUGAUGGAGCAAGUAAUACGUGGGAUGCAUUUAAUGGUUUGAAAGCAUUGAUAUUGAAAGAUAAUCAUUUGGCAUAUUAUAUACAUUGUUUUGCACACCAGCUUCAAUUAGUGGUUGUGACUGUAGCAAAAAACCAUGAUGGUGAUGAUGAUUUCUUUGAGCAAUUAGCUUUGGUGGUUAAUGUGGUGUGUGCUUCUUGUAAAAGAAAAUAUAUCAUACGAGAUAGCUACAAGGAAAGGGUUCAAAAAGAAAUUGGUAAUGGUGAAAUUGAGACCGGCAGAGGGUUAAAUCAGGAGACCUCUCUUGUUCAAGCCAGGGAUACAAAAUGGGGCUCACAUUAUAAAACAAUAAUAAGUUUGAAGAAUUUGUUUCCGGAGGUUAUCAAGAUUUUUGGUCUCACGAAUACCUUGUCAAAACAUCUUCAAAGAAAUGAUCAAAAUAUUUUGGAAGCGGCUUCUUUGGUAAAAGUGACGAUGAAAACGUUCAAAGCUUUUAGAAAUAAUGGGUUUCCUUCAAUGUUGGAGAAGAAACGUAGGGUUUCUCAUCACCUUUCCGUGGACAUAAAGUUCGUCGGAAACGGAUCAAGAAUAAAGAAGUUACAAUACUUUGAAGAUAUUGACAAUAAUGGCCCUUAA